GAAAUUCAAAUUCCGAACUCAGUCGCUCGAACGCGGAGCUGUCGGCCAGAAGAGCGCGCGUAACUUUUUUUUUCAACACUCGUAAGGUGUUUUUUAGUUUUAACCAUGAAGGUUUUCGUUGUUUUCGCCGUUCUCGCCCUGGCGUUCGCCGAAGAAAAGGAGGAGGAUAGACCGAAGACUUUCAGGCGGCUGAUACCUGCUGAUGUUUUAAGAGACUUCCCCGGAAUGUGCUUCGCAUCGACCCGCUGCGCGACCGUGGAGCCCGGGAACACCUGGGACCUGGCGCCGUUCUGCGGCCGAAGCACCUGCGUCGUCAGCGAGGACACCCCCCCACGCCUGUUGGAACUAGUUGAGGACUGCGGCCCGCUGCCAUUGGCUAACCCCAAGUGCAAGCUUGACACAGACAAGACCAAUAAGACCGCCCCCUUCCCCGGCUGCUGUCCCAUCUUCACCUGCGAAGAGGGCGCCAAGCUGGAGUACCCCGAGCUCCCUACUCCCGCCCCUGAGGAGGAGAAAGAGGAGAAAAAGGAGGAGGAGAAGCCCAAAGCUUAAACAAGAAACCACCAAUAUAAGCUACAUCGAACAUUCUCAUACUUAAACAAAAGCUGUAAAUCGAUGUUGAUCUAAAAGGACAAUCUAACACAUCCGGGUCGAAGGACCAACUAAAUGUUACGCUUGUAAAUUCAACUAAUCGCCACUUGCACUGAACCAUUCACUAACCCGGGGUUAACCGGUUAAACAUGGAGUUACAAUGAUUAAAAGUACAAUUUGACAUUGGGUUAACGGUUUAACCAGUUAACUCUGGAUUAGUGGGAUGGUGCAAGUGGCGCUAAUUGAUCUGUUCAAUUUUCAGGAAAGAAAACCUUAUAAAGUGUUUUCAGGGCUUCAUUUCGGUUAUAUAAUAUAGAAUUUACAAGCGCAACGAAGUAAUGAAAGAUCCGGAUCGAAGGACCAGUAAGAAAAAUAAUAAAAGACUUGUACAGUCGUUAUAAUUUUUUUAACCGGUAUGCUGUAUAAGUCUUGUUCGGGAUAUCCGGUUCAGAAGGACCAUUAAAGCAGCGUUUUAUGCUGUUGGAUAAAAAAUGAGGACAGCUAUACUUAAAAAGGAAUCAGAAACAUGGCCACCGUAACACGUACGCAAUCGGAUAUAGGCUGUCGUACGUAAUAUCCUAUAGAUGCCCAGAGACCUAUAAAAAGGUCUCCUGUUCCAUUCUAAUUUGAACUUUGCGUUGACAAAAUAAAAUUUCAUUUUGCUUGGCAAGGUCUGACGUAUGGGCUAGAGGAUAUAGGCGCGUUGCUUAAAUUUCACGCCAAGAAAAUUACGACGCUGGUCGCUGUGACUUAUAAAAAUGGUAAUGUUAUCUUUGGUCUCUAAAGAUGUAAUAGUAGCGUUAAAAAUGAAAGUGAUAUUUUAAUUUGUCUGAUAAACCUAUUCACGGAUGACUUUAUAGUUAUUUUGAAGAAACGUGACGGUGUUAAAAUAAAAUUUCACUUUCAUUAGAACAGGAGUAUUCUUAAUCGCUAAAAAAUUGGUCUCAAAAUCCUAUACCAAAUUUGUAAUUGUAUGUUUUUAUACGGCUGAGUCAAAACCCAAAACCUAAUUGGAAAACGUGUUAAAAUGUAUUGCCAAAUAAAUCAAUUGUGUUCCAUUGUUAGGCUCAAUGUAUGAUGAAUCAUGAACGGAAUUCAUUGAAAUUUGUUGAGCAAUAAAAGGGACAAUGGAGUAAUCUACUUCCUAUUUCCUGCCUUUUCUGUGUAAAUCAUGAUAACUUUAACUAAUCGUUCGACGUACCCAAUUUUUUAUCGUCGUCAGCACGAGAUUUUUUUAUUGUGGAAUUUUUAGAAGUUUUUUUAUUUGAAUACCUGAUUAAGAAUAGUUUGUGAUAUUGACAAAAAAAAGUUAUUCAAUAAAAAAUAUAAAAUUUCUAA
Cydia fagiglandana is the source of this 1929-nucleotide messenger RNA. RefSeq lists its product as uncharacterized. The record is from RefSeq and is a predicted model, not a curated record. Bases 106 to 552 code for a protein of 148 amino acids. NCBI's taxonomy places the organism in Eukaryota, Metazoa, Arthropoda, Insecta, Lepidoptera, Tortricidae. The transcript has 3 exons.